This is a messenger RNA of Pristis pectinata (smalltooth sawfish), 4456 nucleotides long. RefSeq names its product HPS1 biogenesis of lysosomal organelles complex 3 subunit 1 (gene hps1). Gene Ontology annotation, cellular component: BLOC-3 complex. The record is from RefSeq and is a predicted model, not a curated record. Gene Ontology annotation, biological process: melanosome assembly; vesicle-mediated transport. Gene Ontology annotation, molecular function: guanyl-nucleotide exchange factor activity. Lineage: Eukaryota; Metazoa; Chordata; Chondrichthyes; Rhinopristiformes; Pristidae.
GCUGAGAGCUGCAGAGAUGAAGUGUCUCCUGAUUGCCAGUGAGAGUGCCCAGGUCCUCUUUUAUUGGACGGACAAGGACUUUGAAGCAAGACUGAGACAACGAUUUGAAGAUUCACUGGAACAACAUGGAGAGGCUCAUGCCCCUGCCUUUGAGGACAGCAUAAACACUCUAUUUGCGCCGCUUCUCAUUUCCUGCAUCACCCUGAAUGAGAAGAUUUCUGACACGUACACCUCCUUUAUCAGUGAGAACAACUACCUCUUCGCAGUUCACCAGUUUGGUGAGUGCACUUAUAUCGCAGUGAAUGGAGAUGGUUCAGAGAAUGAAGACUAUUUGAGACGGAAGAUUUUUGUGCUGAAGAAGAUUAUAGAUUUGCGUUUUGGUUUGGUGACCUUGGAUGCUACCGUCCUAAAGAAAGUGUUAAGGCCCCAAGACACUGAGCAACGGUAUAAGGUAUGGAAGAUGCUUCAAGACCUGCUGAUCACGUACAGCCAUCUGAGGGGGGAAGACCAGAGUUUCCUUGUGGAGGCUGUGGAACGCCUGAUCCACCCCCAGCUCUGUGAGCAGACCAUCGAGUUUCUGGACCGAAAGUUGGUGCAGCAGAUAAACAGUAGUUUGGAGAGGGCUAAUGAAGAGGUAGUGCACACCUUUAUCCUAGUCCACACCAAGCUCCUGGCAUUCUUUUCAAGUCAACAGUUGCACCAUGUAGACUUGCAGAGCUUCCAUGAUUUGGAGAACCACCCAGAAACUGAAGAAUUAAUACCUCUGAGCUGUCACCUGCUGCACAAGGAGAAGGUUGCAGAAGGCACACAGCAGGCUCUUGAAUCAUCUUCAGGGAAUUCUGUUCUAAGAGUUUUCCUGGAUGCCAGUUUAAAGGAUAAUUACUGCCCCAUGAUGCCUCACAACAUGUAUUGUAUGUCCCUUUGGCCUAGGAUCACUCUGGUGCUGCUCACUAAGGUUCCCAACAGUCAAGUUGCAGUGUCUUUGUAUCAUCUCUUGGAUGCAUUCACUGUGCUGGAGGCCAGACUGAGUGAGGGACAGGAGCUCGGAUACUCUUCUCGUAAUAAUCCCAACAUGUCAGACCUGAGGCAAAAGAUGGAUAAAUUCAUAAAGGCUAUUGGAGUCCUAAAGCAGCAGUUGCAAUCUGCCUGGAUAGACUUCAAGAACAAAGCAUUUUCUAAAGUCGACGCUGGAAAUCCUCAGGAUCUGUUGCAGGCAUGUCGGAACGUGAAGAGCCAAUUGUGUUUGGUUUAUCAGCAUUACUUCCUGUUAAAACCUGCAGGGGAUUCUCAGCAUUUGACUAUCGAGUUGCAAACCAAGAUGCAAAAAAUUGUCCAGGAGAAGCUGAUGGACUGGAAGGAUUUCCUUUUGGUAAAGAGCAAGAGGAACACCACCAUGAUCUCCUACCUACAAGACUUCCCUGGACUGAUCCAUUUCAUUUACGUGGAUAGGACAGCGGGCCAAAUGAUUGCACCUUCCUUAAGUAUAUCUGAAAAAUCCACAGAGCUGGGGAAAGGACCAAUGGCUGCAUUCAUUAAAAACAAGGUGUGGUCUCUGGUUGGCAUGGGCCUCCGAUACUUGCAGAAGGGGUAUACCACUCUGACAUUCCGUGAUGGAGAUUACUACUGCUGUUAUUUCCUCUGGUUUGAGAAUGAAGUUGGAUACAAGUUACCAGUCAUAGAGCUGCCAGUGCUGUCGGAUGACUCUGCUCCCAUUGGGAUGUUGACUGGAGAUUAUUACAGGAAGCUGCUGCGAUACUAUGGCAAGAACCACAGCUUGGAAAUGAUAAAGUGCUUUGAGCUGUUCACUAUCCAUCUUGGUGUCAUUCCUACAGAGUUUAUCAUUCAGCAAUGCUGUGAUCUGGCACGCAAGUUAUGGGAGCCUUCUCGUAUCCCCCUCUUCUGAAGUAAUACCAAAGAGGAAGCACUGGAGGUGUGGUGAAAGGUUUUCUGUUAGUGGAGAUGGCUGGCCCUCUGAAAAUUUGCUCUUUAUUUGAAAUGGCUGGAUAUUUUCUGAUUUUCUUUGUCACCAGUGGAAACUGUUAUCAAAUAGCUUGGCUCCAGUUACUACUAGGCAUACACACUCAAUUUUUAUUUUGAGACACUACAACUGGAGAUGAGUGAGGAGCAAUGUGGUGGAGUACAGAGUCUGAGUAGAUGGAUCUGGGUUUGACUUCCUUGCUCUUCCCCCUCACUCUGGGUGUUAAUGACCAAUCCAGAGUCUGGUGUGGGGCAACAUGAAGGAUGAGAUUCGAUCCAGGAUCAAGAGAGCAGAAGCAGAAUGGAACUGGUUACCACCAAUCCCAGUGUGUGGGGAAUUACCCCAACCUGGUGUUGGCAGAGUUUCUUUUCAAGAAAGCAGAUGGGGAUCAAACUGAGAGCUGAGUCUGGGUGUCUUAUCUGUACUUUGUAUCUGAGAGAGGUCACCCCUUUGCUGCUUCUCUCCCUCUCACACACAUUUCCCCACCUGUGAAUAUAUCCUUUGCCCAGUUAAAAAGUAAUGCAGGAGCUAUUGUGAAUAUUCCACAGCAACCCAGUCAUUGAGCAGGUUGUAAUAUGAAAUCAUCUACUCAUUAAAUAUUUGUUUCAGUUAUGUCAAUGAAAUAUCAGUGGACCUUUGGACCAAGCAAGGGAGCUCAAGACUCUAAAGUACAGGGAUUCUGCUGGAUACAAGUUGGGCACCCUGUGAUUGGUUAUUUUUAUGAAAUCAAGUGAAUAUAUUUUUGUAAGUCAAUAGACACGAUCAAUGUAUUUAAAAAUAAACGCACUGCUUCUCACUUUGAUCGUGACUGUUAACGACAUUUGGUUGCGAUUUUGUGCAUUACUUGUCCCAGAGGCACAAAUUUGAUGGAAAGUGUAAAAUAUAUAAGACAUUUCUAAAACAAAAAGCAAACAGGUAGAAAGAUUCAGCAGUGCUGGGAACAGCUGGAGUGGGAACACUCAGUGAAAAAUCAAACCAGCCGCAGAUGCUGGAAAUCUAAAAUAAAAACAAAAAAUGCUGGGGAAUACUCAGGCCACAGCUGUGAGAGGAGAAAUAGUCGAUGUUUCGGGUCGAAGAUCCUUUGACAGAACUGGGAAGGAGACAGAAGAAGCUGCAAGGAGGGUGAUGUCUCUGAUACAGUAAAACCAGGGUGACCAUGUGUACCUAGUCUCAGAUGAUCAAAUACUUGCUAGGGCUGCCAUAAACUGGUAGAAAAAGUUUUUGUCAAGAUAUCCAUGAAGGACACAAUAGCCAGUUCAUGGGAUUAACAAAAGUGACAUAACGGGUUGUCAUCAGAACCUAGUCCUGAUGAAGAUUUUUGACUGAAAACAUCAAUUGUCCUUUACCGUCCAUAGCUGCUGCCUGACUCGUUGAGUUCCUCUGGUUCCUUUGUGUUGCUGCAGAUUUCCAACAUCUCACGUCUCCAAACCAAAGUCUUCUUGGGCAAAGUGACUCAAUUAUAGCACACGGGUGCUAACAGGAUUAUCAAUGGAAUUAAUCUGCAAGGGAUUUCCCUCAUAAUGGAGAAAGAUUGCCUCUCUGAACCUCCACACUCUGUGUAUUGUUAGAGCAAGUUCAUAAACUUCCAGCAACCUUGACUGGCUCCAAUCCAUCUGUUUAGCUUGAUGCUAAAAGCAUUAGAUAAUAAUUUUGAAUGUCACACACAACACUUAAUGUUGAAUUGGAAAUGGAAUGAUGAAAUGUGAUUAACUUAACCAAAAGCAGAAAAAUCAGUCGGAAAAUUAUACACUGCUAGCCAAAUAAUCAUUCUCCUGUACUGACCCGGUGUCUAUAUGACCUUUCCAAAAACAGUGUGCUCUAAAAAUAAAACCACUAAAUUUGGCAGUGGUGAGUAAAGAUUAGAUAAUGUUAGUUUUCAGUUAGGGAAAAAGAGUAAAUAAUUGGAUGUACCGUUUCAGAGCCAGGACAAGUUUGGUGGGUCCAAUGACUUCUACAGUAGGAUGCUAUGAUUGCAUGCAUACAACUGUAGUCAACCAGAGCUAGAAGCACUAUUGAAGUAGGCUCUCCUUAAAUAGGAACAGGAGGGUAUCUAAGCAGAAACAUGCCUCAAUAAAUCUCUGCUGUUCCCUGCACACUCUUGCUCAAUUCUGCUAUAGAUUCUCUCCAGAUACUGACGAUGUUAAUAAUUGUAAAUUCCCAGUUGAAUGGAUGUAGAUAGCUUAGACAUACUGGAGCCCUUUGCUUCUAGCUAACACCAUACCUUGAAGUAAAGGGCUCUGGUAUGUUUAAGAUCCGGCUUUGAUCAGAAUCUGAUAGUUAAUAGGUUUGACAGCCUAGUUGCAACAAAUGUAAUAUUUAGAGCUGAGAAUUUAUAAGUCCUUUCAACCCAGUAUGUUUUCAGUAAUUGUGAACAGGCAACUGAUGCAUAGUAAUAUCUGUAAUCAAGCCUUUGGACGAACCUAGGCUAUCCUGAGCUGUACAAUACAUUUUUAAGCUCAAUAAAGACCAGUCACCUGA